GGGACCAAGAACGGACCCCUGAGGGACACCACUACAUACUGGCAACGCACUCGAAAAACAAUUCUUACAACUAACAUAUUGUUUUCUGCCAAACAAAUAUGAAAAAAUUAGCUUGUCAACUUGUUCCGAUAUCUGACUUGGACAAAAUAGAAGAGAAUGUUGUGUUACGACAGCACAGUAAUAAUAUUCAGACCCUGCGAGAGCUAGUUAGGAACAUGCGUCCCGACAAUGAGACAGAUAUCCACGCAUUGAAAACGGAACUUUUAAAACUGCCAAAUUCAACGCACCCUAGAUUGAGAGACUAUGGAGAUGACCCUAAGCAAGUUGAACUUUUUGAACCAAACGGGUAUAGUAAUGUUAAAGCCACAGAAUUUUCUGAAGCAUCUAAAUACAUGAAUAUAUUCCGAAUGGACCAUUUGGGAAAUUAUACAGGUCACAAGAGUUACUACUUGUUUGGGAAAUUAGCUGAAAUGGAGCAUGCCAUUAAAGAAUAUGCGGUAGACAAAUUAAUAGAAAAUAAUUUCAAUUUAAUUUCUGUGCCAGAUAUAUUGCCAAGGAGUACAAUAGAAGGAUGUGGCAUGCAGGCGGAUGGUGAAAGAACGCAAGUUUACAAAUUAGAUUCUGGAUUAUGUUUGUCUGGAACCUCCGAAAUGGCGCUAGCAGGUUUCUUUGAGAACAAAAUACUCGAGGAAAGUGAACUCCCUGUAAAAGUAGCUGCAGUAAGUCGUUGCUAUAGAGCGGAAACGUCUGGAUUAACCGAAGAAAAGGGCAUAUACAGAGUUCACCAAUUUACCAAAGUUGAAAUGUUCUCAAUAUGCAAUGAUACUCAGUCGGAAGAUAUGUUGGAACAGUUUAAAAAUUUGCAACUUGAUCUUUUUAAAAAAUUGGGUCUCAAAAUUCGAUUAUUGGAUAUGCCACCCGUCGAACUUGGUGCUCCUGCAUAUCAGAAGUAUGACAUUGAAACAUGGAUGCCUGGGCGCGAAACAUGGGGUGAAAUAUCAAGUUCCAGUAAUUGCACAGAUUAUCAGGCAAAACGACUUAAUAUCCGAUUCAGAACCAAAGAUGGCACUAUUAGGUAUGCUCAUACUGUUAAUGGAACCGCGGCCGCAAUACCAAGAUUGUUAAUAGGGUUGCUGGAAACACAUCAGGUCGACUCCAAUAUAAUUCAAGUCCCUGAAGCUAUUGCCAACUAUAUGAAUACCAAUACCAUUUCCCGAGAGAAGCUUAUCCCAGAAAUAAAAUUGUUAAAACAC
Musca vetustissima is the source of this 1253-nucleotide messenger RNA. RefSeq names its product serine--tRNA ligase, mitochondrial (gene SerRS-m). Gene Ontology annotation, molecular function: tRNA binding; serine-tRNA ligase activity; ATP binding. The annotation marks the transcript as partial. Gene Ontology annotation, biological process: mitochondrial seryl-tRNA aminoacylation. The transcript is spliced from 5 exons. Gene Ontology annotation, cellular component: mitochondrion. Lineage: Eukaryota; Metazoa; Arthropoda; Insecta; Diptera; Muscidae. The record is from RefSeq and is a predicted model, not a curated record.